Molecule: messenger RNA, 1674 nt
Organism: Monomorium pharaonis (pharaoh ant)
Lineage: Eukaryota; Metazoa; Arthropoda; Insecta; Hymenoptera; Formicidae
Exons: 1
Coding region: 699-1535 (278 amino acids)
Source: RefSeq, a predicted model, not a curated record
UAAAUAAUUUAAAAAAUUGCUAUUAUUUUUAUAAACAAAGAAUUAAGGUACAAAAAUAUACGUUAAAAAAUAAUUUAAGUAUUAUGUGUAAUUAUUGUGAUAAAAAGAUAUUUUUUCCAAACACCUAUAGCAUACCUAUUCUAUUAAGGUGUCUAUUCUAUUAAAAAGGGUGUGUUUACCUCUUUAAUUUUUUUUAAUUGGAAAUAAUUAUUUAACAUUUUUGUUAUUAAUAUAAACAUCUGUUGUUAUAAUAUUUUUUGCAUUGUUAUUAUAAUUUAGUUACAUAUGUAGAUUGCCCGACAACAAUUCGUUCCUAGGUACCCUUCGUGAAGUAAGAAUGUAAAAAUGGUAAUUUAUCGGCUUAAUUAUUGAUCGCUGCAAAAUAGUCUCUAGAUCGAAAGUUCUCCUUAUCCCGCGAGAGGGUGCCUAGGGAUCAAUCGUUGUCAAACAGUAUACUAAGCUUAAUUAACUAUUUUAUUAAAUGUGUUUAAUUUACUAAGAGCACUUAUGUAUAGAACAACUGGCAUACCCUCCAAUUUUGCAGAAAUAAUACGUCGAUCUUCAUUCUGCGUGAAGCAACAGAAAGAAUUCACGAAGCGUUUGCUUACUAGAGAGUGUUGUGCUUUCAAACAGACUGACAUUUUUGCAAACUAUUCCGCGUAUCGCGAGAAACUUCAACAUAAUUAGUAGAUUGCAAAAUGCGACAAUUAGUAAAAAGAUACGAGGAGGAAAUGGCAGAACAGAUUCCUGUGCAAAUGGACAACAAUUCGCAUUCGAUAGAGCACAUCUUACGCCCAAUAUCGUACACCUCCUGGCUUCUAGGUGUCGGCGUUGCACAUCCGCGAAACUGUUCCAAGACUGUAACAAUAAUUAUACGUAUCGUUCAUUUAGCCGUGUGUUCGGUUAGCGUGGUGCACAGCGUGUUAGAUUUCUCCACUUUCGACACCGACUUAGCUCAUGACAGCGGUAUAUUCAAGUUUAUGUAUUGCAUGAAUAGAAUAAUGUGCUACGUAUUGGCAUAUUACAAUAUUUAUUACGGAAUCAGGCAGUGCAAUAAGUGGUCGGAGUUGAUGAAUAGAAUGGAGAAACUCAAUCAGAAGAUCAAAAAGGAAACACCAUUGAAAGACGUGCCAGUGAAGAAAAUGGAAGCGUUAGCGAUUCUCGUGACUUUUGCCUGUUGUCCUCUUUUGCUGAUCAUACACGUCCUGUAUUAUUAUUAUACACAUCCAGAAUUCAUUUUCGUCUCCGACUUGUUGUUUUACUACAUGUUAGCCCAGUCGUUGAUCAAUAGCUUCGUCUUCGAUGUUAUCGUCUACGUGCUGUAUUACAAAUUCCGUUUGAUAAAUGAACUAAUCGGCCAGUUGGAUGAACUAUUCGGCGCGCAAUGGAUCGCGCACAAGAUUAGACGCGUUAGAGAAUUACAUAAUGGUAAGUUUCUUGCAAAUAUUAUCUUGUGUAUUAUAAUAAUUCGAGUUUUGAUGUCAAGACGUUUAAUAAAUAAUACUAUGUCUAUAAAAAGAUUGCAACGAUUUUGAUGUCGAGAUAUAACCAGAUCGUAAACUAUGUUAUGCAGGUGUUUGUGAUCUUGUCAUUAUGCUGAACGAUAUUCACGGCCUUUAUCUUCUGCUCUGUUCGAUAAACUGCUUCACCGUGGUCGUGGCAACCCUAUUCAGA